AAAAUCACUCAAAGGCUUUGGAGUAUGAACACACUGACUUUUUUCCUUUUGGCUCUUGGUUUUCUUGUCUGUGAGGGAGGUAACCCAUGCUGCUCAGAGCCAUGCCAGAACAGAGGUGUCUGCACAGCCCUCGGCGCCGACGCUUAUGAAUGUGACUGCACACGUACAGGAUAUGGUGGUCCAAACUGCACGAUGCCUGAAUCCCUCACCCGGAUCAAAUUGCUCUUGAAGCCGUCACCCAACACGGUCCACUAUAUUCUCACCCAUUUCAAGGGCUUCUGGAACAUCAUCAACAACAUCUCGUUCCUUAGAGAUGCCAUCAUGAAAUAUGUGCUGACCUCUCGCUCGCACAUGAUCGACAGCCCCCCGACUUACAACGUUGAUUAUGGUUACAAAAGCUGGGAAGCAUAUUCCAACCUUUCCUACUAUACGAGAGCCCUCCCCCCGGUUCCGCAGGGUUGCCCAACCCCUAUGGGAGUCGUAGGUAAAAAGGAGCUACCGGAUGCUAAGUUUCUUGCCGAGAAGCUGCUGAUGAGAAGACAGUUCAUCCCCGACCCGCAGGGCACCAGCCUUAUGUUUGCAUUCUUUGCACAGCACUUCACGCACCAGUUCUUCAAAUCAGACAUGAAGAGAGGUCCUGCCUUCACACAGGCGAAAGGGCACGGGGUGGACCUCAGUCACAUUUAUGGGGACGGCAUGGAGAGGCAGUACAAACUGAGGCUCUUCAAAGACGGCAAACUUAAACAUCAGAUGCUGGAUGGAGAGAUGUACCCCCCCACAGUGAAGGAAGUGGGUGUUGAUAUGCACUACCCUCCUCAUGUCCCCGACACUCACCGCUUUGCCGUGGGACACGAGGCGUUCGGACUGGUCCCUGGUCUCAUGAUGUACGCCACCAUAUGGCUCCGGGAACACAACCGGGUGUGUGACGUCUUGAAGCGGGUCCAUCCUGACUGGGACGAUGAAAGACUCUUUCAAACGGCACGGCUCAUUCUGAUUGGAGAAACCAUCAAGAUUGUGAUUGAGGACUACGUGCAGCAUCUGAGUGGCUACAACUUCAAGCUCAAAUUCGACCCCGAGCUGCUUUUUAGCCAGCGUUUCCAGUACCAGAACCGCAUCGCGUCCGAGUUCAACACCCUCUACCACUGGCACCCGCUGAUGCCCGAUUCCUUCCACAUUGAGGAGAAAGACUACAGCUACAAAGAGUUUGUCUUCAACACGUCUGUCGUGACUGAGCAUGGUAUUGCCAACCUGGUGGAGUCCUUCACCAAUCAGAUAGCUGGGCGGGUUGCUGGUGGCCGGAACGUCCCUGCACCGAUUAUGUAUGUGGCCAUUAAAUCCAUAGAGGACAGCAGGCAAAUGCGUUACCAGUCUCUGAACGCCUACAGGAAAAGAUUCUCCAUGACUCCAUACAAGUCAUUUGAAGACCUGACAGGAGAAAAAGAAAUGGCAGCGGAGCUGGAGGAGAUGUACGGUGACGUUGAUGCUGUGGAGCUCUACCCGGGCCUGCUGGUGGAAAAACCCCGGACAAACGCCAUCUUUGGGGAGACCAUGGUGGAGAUGGGGGCCCCUUUCUCACUCAAGGGCUUAAUGGGAAACCCCAUCUGCUCUCCAGAAUACUGGAAGCCCAGCACCUUUGGAGGCAGCGUAGGAUUUGACAUUGUCAACACGGCAUCUCUGCAAAAGCUUGUGUGCAAUAACGUGCAGGGGCCCUGUCCGGUGGCAUCUUUUUACGUGCCUGACGUCAAAGACACAGGGUCCGCGGUCAUCAACUCCAGCACAUCUCCGUCACGCAGUAGUGACAUCAACCCCACAGUCAUUUUGAAAGAAAGGACUACUGAGCUCUAAGUCUUUGCAGUAUUCUUUUUAUUUCAUACAGCUAUUUAUUUAUUUAAUUGUUCAUUAUUUAUUUUAUUUAUAACAGGAAAUGACCACUUGCAGAUGUUUAUAUGGGAUUUUAUAUGUUGUUGUAUGUUGCUGUGUGGUUUAUUUAUUAAAACACCGUGUAGUAUAAGUUAUUGUAAAAUGAAAGACCUCAGUGGCUGCAACCUGAUACUUGAAAGAUAGUUUACAAUUUUAACGGCGUUUUAACGUGUAAGUUACGUUGCUGACCUUUGUAUACACUAAGUGCUGCUCGUCUUCCACUUUAAGUAUUUGCUUUGUACUCGACAAAAUGUAGUACUUGGUCAGCUGUGGACUUUUACUGUAUGAAAGAGUAUAUAGUAAAGGCACUGUGACCAUGAUAUACACAGUGACCACUAAGGUAAUUGAAUAAUUUAAUUGAUGUGAGUAUUUUUGUAUUUAUAAUUUUUACUUCCGUUUUAUAUAUGGUCAUUUGAAAUGACGCUGGAUCGAAGUUGCACAGUUUAUAUGUUUCUAUUGAUGCCUUGCAGAAAACCCCCUUGAAUAUUCAGGGUUGAGAUAGUCAUGCGGCUGGUAAGAUAUGUUAUCAAGGGCUAUUUACAUACCAGGUUGGCACUAAUAGUGGUUAGCAGGAAAUGGUGAACAUUUCUCAGAAAUCCCAUCAUUGUCACACUUUCUUGGACAUUCAACCAUGUGAUCAAAGUUGUAGAAAUGUGCAAAGUAUUGCUGAUGAUUAAAUUAUAUUUAUGAUAUCCUCAUGGUCAAAAGAAUGGUCAUUUUAAAUUGUGUUUGUCCUGAUAAUCAUUAGUUAUGACCUUAAGUUUUUGAUCAACUGAUGAACAGCCUAGUUUACUCUAAUGCUUGUUUCCAAUAACUUGCUUACUCAAUUUCUCUUACUUAGAACUUUCUUAAGAUCCAACAGUGCAA
Molecule: messenger RNA, 2787 nt
Organism: Dunckerocampus dactyliophorus (ringed pipefish)
Lineage: Eukaryota; Metazoa; Chordata; Actinopteri; Syngnathiformes; Syngnathidae
Product: prostaglandin G/H synthase 2-like
Exons: 10
Coding region: 25-1845 (606 amino acids)
Biological process (GO): response to oxidative stress; cyclooxygenase pathway
Cellular component (GO): cytoplasm; neuron projection
Molecular function (GO): oxidoreductase activity, acting on single donors with incorporation of molecular oxygen, incorporation of two atoms of oxygen; heme binding; prostaglandin-endoperoxide synthase activity
Source: RefSeq, a predicted model, not a curated record